CCUGGCCCCGCUUCCUGCGCUCUUGUUGAAUGGUUUCUCAAGACUGGAGGCCACAUGGGUACGAUGGAAAAAGUGUCUCGCUGAUUUAGCCCAAUCCCAGACCACUCUCCCUUGAGUGAGGAUGAGGGUCUACUGCCUGCAGAGCAGGAGAGACACUGUCUUCUCUCAUGUGCUCACAGUCUGGGCCUGGUCACCAGCCAGUCUCAAAGCAGAGCAGGGCCAGUCUUGGUCAUGGGCAAUCAGACUCUCACAGUCUCUGGCAGCCAGCUGUGCUGCGGCGUAAGGGCCCCGAUGAACCAGCCUUGCCCCCAGCCACAGAAAUCCCUGGCCCUUUCCCAUCUGUCCCCAGUUCUGAGGUUCAUGAAGUCAACCUGCAGCAUGUCACAUCUCUACCCAAGCCAUCCUGGACUAGCAGCCAUUACCAACCUUCCCUGGGAAACAGGUGGGUCAGGCCUGCAUCUAAGCCCAGUGCUAGCCCCGUCCUCCAUACACAGAUUUCCCUGCCCUGGACUUCCCUGGGCCCUGCCCUUGCAUGAAUUAUUCGGUCUCUCAUCCCCAGCCUCCUCAGAUCUAUUGGAAAAUUUGAUUUAAAAGUGACAAGAUGAGAUCAUUCUCUGCAUCUUGGACCACAGCCUUCCCUACUCCCUUGGGCAGAGCAGCCUGGCACUGUUCUCUAAGCCAGGCAGAGAGCUCAGGACUAGGUCUUGGCCGAGCCGUCCCAGCUCUCAGAGUGGCCCGGUAGGGUAGGGCCAGACACUGUCUGUGUUUGCAGACACUGGCUUCUGUUGGCCUCGUUAUGACCCCGCAGGUCCUCCUCUCCAUUUGCACUGCUCCAAUUCCCCUCGCCCACUGCCCUUGCUGUCUUCGAGGUCCAGGGAGCUGGAAGGAGAUAGGAAGACUGAGGCCUGGGCUCAAAGUGGGAUAAGUAGACUGGGAAAAAGAGUGGGACUGGAGCAGUCCUUCCGGCCUCCAGUUCCUCCCGAGUCUGUCUAGGCCUCAGCCUUGUCAGGUAGGAGGGAAGACUGGAGAAUACACCAGGGUCUAGUUCUUGAGUCACAGGCCUAGGUUGGGGUGCCUGUGUGAACAGUGAGUCAUCUGAAUGAUGCUCCCCAUGCUGAUCUCCAGAAGCCGUGGAUAUGAAACCUUAGAAAAUGGAUAGAUCUGCUGUGUGAGGUUAAAGUGGAGAUGUGGAGAUAGUCCUGGGUCCUGUAGCUGUGCCCAGGGGAGACAAGUCCUUGUAAGGGGGCACGGGGUGUGGUGGCACAGGGCUGUCAUGCCAGCACUGGGAAAGCUGAUGGAGGAUCAGAAGUUAGAAGCCAGUCUAAGCUACAUAGUGAGUUUGAGACUAGCCUGGGCUAAAUGGUGAGACCCUAUCUAGCAGGAGGGAGGGAGAGAAGGGGAUGGAGAGGUAGGUGUGUGAAAGCCUGUGCUGCCGGAAAACAAGUGUGUGUCAUUUUAGCCCAGUCCAUUAGUGAUAUUUCUGCAGCAAACGUCAUGAACCGAUAGACCUGGGUGACCCCGGGGACCCCACUAAAUACGUGCCGCCGUCGUGAGGAAGGGGUGCCUGGUGCUGCCUGAAGAGCAGGUCAGACGGCCCGGGUGGGUGGGCAAAGGAGGCAGCAGCUCUACUUGGUUAAGUUAGGGCAGGUUGGGCUAGAGCGGCCCCUAAAGUUGAAGUGUGAGAGGAUGGGCUGAGUCCCGAGUGGCCGCGAAAUGGCAGAGCCCUAACAGUCCUCCAUCCCCUCACCUGUUUCUCCUUCUCCAGCCCCCAGUUCCUCUGCCUGGGGUAGUGCUGCUUUGCCCAAAGCCCACAGUCAACCUGGUGCCUCCCGAGGUCACCUGAUGGUAAGGACCAGUUGAACAGACUGUCCCAGCAACCACUGGUGUCUUCCAGUGAUGUGGGAGGUCACAUGCCUGCUUCUGUGCCUGUGGUUUGUAGAGUCCAGGGCUUCCCCAAGUCCCAGGUGGGCCUGCUCAGUCCACUGCUAUCUGGGCAGCAGAACACUCCAAUAUGCCCCAUCAUCUCCCUCCUUCCUGACCCCAGCUGUGUGCUGAGCUGUGUGGAUGCAGGGGUUGGGAGGACCUGGGACCAUGCCCAGACCUGACAAAGUACUCAGCGUUGAGGAAGAGGAAGUCGAGGCAGGCCCUCUGUGGUCAUGGAUAUAGAGGGCUCUGGGUAAGGGGCUCCCACCUACUUAUGACAGCCCUCAGCCUCUUGGACAUGCAGGCUUGGAACCUUCUUCAUGGUCUGAACAAAGAAUUAAGCAAAGGACUGAGACGAGUGGGGUGGCUGCGGCAGAGUGGCCACAGAUGCCACUGCCUUCCGCGUGCCUGUGGGCCGAGGUGGGGCAGGGCCAUGGUGAUAGCAAAACUAUUUCUGCCAUGUUGCUGCGGCUGCUGCAGGAUACAUCAAUCAUUGAUGCUCUGGGCAUCAUGGUCAGCCUUCCUGGAGAGGCAGUGGAGCAUUGGGUCAGGCCAGUGGGGGAGGGGCAGAGCGUGAGAUAGCCAUGACCACAUCGGGUCCAAUCCUCUCUUUACCUCCAGUCCCCGGGCCCCAGCUCUUGGGGGGAAAGAUCAUGGGGUGUUACGGAGCCGCACAACACCCCUGAGUGGACGUUUAGAGGAGGUGUGGUUGUGAGCUGGGUCAUCUCCCCACAUGCUGGGGAGGGGGUAUAAAUUCCUGAGCUAGACCUUGCUGCAGGAGCCUUCCCCAGCAGGACAUCUGUCCCCAGAGGAGGACAUGGGGAGGAGGCUGGAGCCGGGGUGUGGUGACGGGAACUCCUGGCAGUGCAUCGCUCUGCGGCAGAAGAUGGCCAGGCUUCAGACUGGGGGAAGGGACAGCCCACGGAGCAGAGCAGGUCCCCUACCACAUACGUUUUUCUCCCCUGCUCCUGUUCACUGUGAUCCCAUGGCUAGGUUUAGGCUUCAGAAUACUACUAGUGAUAGAAGGGUCUAGCUGGGCCCUGGGGAGAGAGUCUGACUUGUCCACCCACGUAGGUAAGUGGCUUCCAUAACAGGGUCUUCCAAAGGCAUAGUGAGUCAGCCACAACCACGAGGCCCCAGGAGCACUACUCAGGAGUGUACAUAUCUGUGCACAUGAACCUGAGUGUGUGCGCAGGAGUGUGUGUGCAUGUCUGUGGAUACUGAGACAAAUCCAAGGUGGUCUGUGGCAUGUGUGUUGGUGUGAGUGUAUGGUCUUGUUUUUCCAUCUGUGGCUCUUCCCUGGGGUGGAAAGCUCUCUAGGCAGAUACCCCAAGGUGUCUGUCCCCCACAGUGUCUGGUCUGACCUCUAGUCCAAGGGGGAUCUUCCAGGAGAUGGCAGCUGGACUCCCCAUGUUAGGCCUCACCUCGCCCUGACCUUCAAGCUGCAGUCCAAGUGCUAGACCCCAAGCAGCACGGAUCUGCCUACCAGCCCUGAGUCGGAGUGGGCGAGAGAAGGGAGGGAGAGUCCUUGGGUUCCCACCCCACAUCCUGGAUCUGGGGCCUAAGCCAGCCCUGAAGCAACCCUCAAGACUGCAAAUGAGUAUGGCAGUGAGCAGCCUUGCAUUUUUCUCAAGCCCCAGCAGAGCAGACACAGACGCUUUGACCAUACACGGCCAGGUUCAUGCAUGGUCACCUUCUCACUGGGUCAAGGGUGUCCAGGCCCCAUGGAGGAAGCUCAAGAGGGUCUCAGGUGUCUCAAGGGAGGCCUCAUGACCAAGCACAACUCAUACUGACUGUGGCAAAUGGGAGAGUGCUGGCACACCUAGGUACCUCUUACCCAGUACUGUGCCAUCAACAUGACAGCCUUAGGCCUGUUGGAACUGGGGUAGCCUGGAUAACAUCCACAUCCCAAAAGAGCUGAUGGGCACCGCCACAGCCCUAGGUGGAUCAUGCUAGACAACCUGAGACCACUUUGCUUGAACGAUGUUGCCGAGAGACCAGGGACAUAGCCAGGUCUGCACCCAAAGGUCUUUGGUUAUACAAAACCACGCCUUGUUCCCAGGCCCUUGCUCUCAGAUCCUGAAGCCGGAUUCAGAUACACUGGACCGACAGACUGAGACCUUCCAGCCUACCCAGCAGGCAGAGAUGUACCCCAGAACGCAGAGACCCUUCUACCCAGAGACAAGGUAGUGUUCUUCAUCCAGGGCAUUUCCCCGGGGAUGGGAUGAGACUCGUGUCCCACCAAGGCAGGGCUGAGGCCUAUUCAGUUGGAGGGGAAGGCUGCCAAGGCUCCUUCCCAGCAGUGCCUGGUGUCUGUCUGACCUGAGUUGUUGGCAGGCUGCCCAGCACUGCAGCCCAGCUAACGGGAACUGCCGAGGGUGAGUCAUCCCAAUGCUCACUGGCUCACCUGGGCCCUGACUUCUGUGGGGAGUUCCCGCUUGCACCUAAGACUGUGUGCAUAUGCAUCUAUGUCCUGUUACACUUGGGGUGUGUGUGUGUGUGUGUGUGUGUGUGUGUGUGUGUGUGUGUGUGUGUGGUGUGUGCACGUCUGAGUAUACGGGGACAAAUCCAAGGUGGCCUGUGGUGUGUGUGCUGGCCUGAGUGCAUGGUUUUGUUCCUGGGUCCAUGUGGCUCUUCUGCUGCAUCUUAGCCUCCCCUGGCUCCCACCCCAUCUUGUUGCCCUAGAAAAAGCGGUGUGCACACCUCCCUCUCUGUCCACCUGGCAUGGCCAACCCACUGUCCGGGACAUUUCUGUCCCUCAGGUCUGCACCAGGCUGGGGUUAGCCAACCCUGAGUCUGUGGAAACAGAACUUGGGCCUUUCUCUCCCCAAAAUGUGUUCCCUCCUGCAUGGUGCCCAGGUAGAGGCCGGUGAGAUCCUGUCCUCUCCUGUCAAAGCCUUACCCAGUCCUCUUCGUUAGCAUCCAGGAUGUCCCAGGAUCGCUGAAAUCCCACCCAGCUUCACUGCCCUCGUCCAGCAGCUCUUGAUUUUUCAGAAUGCCUCCCCCAAGCUUCGACCUGGAGCCCCUGACAGUCCCUGUUCAGGCCAUGUUCAGCACCUGCUCUCAUGCCCAUCUUGAGAACCAAUGUUGUCUCUCCACUGACAGGAAUAGUUCCCACACUUGUCUUGUUCACGGCCCCCUAGGCUGCCAGGAACCUUCCAGGAGCCCUCCCUAGCCAUCCAGCACUGCCCCACUGUACCUUCGCUGUCAUGCAGCCCGGGGGCCAAGCCAGUAGAGUCCUGUCAUGGCCAGGUGCCAGGUGCCAGGCUCUUUACAAAAAACACUGAAAAGUCAAAUCCUGCCUUGGGGCUGUAGGAUGGCUCCAAUUCUGGCCCUGUUGGACGGCCUACAGGGGAUCUGCCCAGGGCACCAUGUCCAAACUAUCGGCUUCUAGCCUGUUCUUGCAUCUGCUUUACCGUCUCUUGUCUUUUGCCCCUGAACCCCAUCUUCUCCUGAGGAGCUCAGAUCGCAAGCUGUCAUUUCCCUGGACUGCUGUGCUCCACAGUCAAGCUGGAGGGAAGGAAGCCCUGGAUUCCGGGUGCAGGGGAUCUGGUGGCCCCUGGAGGAACUUGACAAAUCUCUGCCCCAGAAACGCAACCUGGAGGAGGGAGGGGGUGAGGUCAGCUGGGGGGGUAGGGUAGACCACAGGAGCCUGGGUCCGACGGGGCGGGUCCGUUGUAGGGCGGGGCCUCAGCUGCGGCAACCAAUGGGUUGAAUGAGACCGGCGGCACCGCCCGCGCCGUCUCUGCCGAGUGGUCAGCGUGGGCUGGGCGGACCAGGGCGGGGCCGUAGCCAAGGUCUGGAGGUACCCCGGGCGUAAGCCGCAGUCACAGCCCGGCUGCCCGCGGCAGCACAGGGUACCGAAGCCGUGGGCUCCGCCCUUCUCCAGGCGCAUCAGCUCCUGGCCUUGACUGGACGCGCAGGGCCGCCGCCGGCCCGCACCACCAGCCGCCAAGAUGUGCGACUGCUUCCACGUGGCGCUGCCCACCUGGCCCGGAGCCCCCGGCAGCGUGUCUGGACGACAGCUGCAGAACCAGGAGCCAGGGGUUGAGACUGAAGAAGACUACUCUGUGACUGAAGGGCCUGUGGGUGAGAUCAUUCGGCCAAGGCCGCAGGGGUCCUCCCCUGUUUAUGAAUACACAGCUGAAGGUGCUGGCUUUGGAGCCCAGGAAAACAACCAGGGCAGGCACAGCUCCUCUGGCAGACGGAGAUCCUGGUGGAAAAGGGAUUCAGGAGAAUCCACAGCCUUCUCCAGUAUGAGUCACCCAGAGUCUACGCAGGAGGCAACAGAGGUGACCUUGAAGACUGAGGUAGAGUCAGGAGCCAGUGGCUACACUGUCACAGGUGGAGGAGACCAGGGGAUCUUUGUCAAGCAAGUGCUGAAGGACUCCUCUGCUGCCAAACUAUUCAGCCUGAAAGAAGGGGAUCAACUUCUCAGUGCAACCAUAUUCUUUGACCACAUGAAAUACGAAGAUGCUCUUAAAAUCCUUCAGUACUCAGAACCAUACAAAGUUCAGUUCAGAAUCAAACGGAAACUCUCUGCCAGCAAGGGAGAGGAGUCAGCCAUUCAGCAAUCUCAGCGAGGCUUGAAAGGCCAGGAAAAACAGGACAAGGACAGUGCUGAUGGAUACAUGGAGACCCCUACAAAGACGCUAGAGGCAGAUGGAGACCGAGAAAGACUUAUUUCUAAGUCCAGGGAUGGUCGCCAGAGGCGGCCCCAGGACAGACUCUCCUGGCCAAAAUUUCAAGCCUUAAGGAGCAAGCGGGGGACAGGCCCCCGACGCUCACACAGUUCCUCAGAAGCCUCAGAGCACAGGGACACACGUGAUGUGUCCCCCACAAGCACAGACACAGAGGCCCAGCUGACUGCUGACAGCCGAGAGCAGAAGUCAGGGUCAGGAAGACGAAGGAGGAGGUUCCUGAACCUGAGACUUGGGAUGAGCUCUGGGCAAGGCCCAAAUACAACUGAGCAAGUGGGCAGAGAGAUCCAGGACAGGCAGGAUCGUGCUGGGGAGCUGCAAGAGUCCCAGCCACAGGAGGAUGAGACUCCGGCACCCGGAUUCAUGUCUGCUCUAACUGUGCAGAAGCCUACGAAACCCAGUCAUCCCAACGUGGACAGAGAAGGCCCUGGAGAAAUGGGAGGGAAAACAGACAGACAUCACAGAAAGAAGAAGCAGUUGGCAAAACAAGAAAAGGAGAAGACACUUGGCCAGCAUAGAGCUGAGCCAGCCCCAGGAAGGAGCUGGGAUGACGAAUGGGAAGAGGUAGAGAGCCUGGAAAUUGGCAUUGCAAGACUGUCUCUGCAAGACAAACCUGACCAAGGCAGCCCACAGGUUUCACAAUGCGACGGGAAAACCCCGGAAACUGGGAUUUCCCAAAAAAAGAAGAAAGAGACAAAAAGAGACAUGAAAGAAGUUGUCCUAGGGGACACGGUACAGCAAGAAUCAGGGUACAGGGACGGGAAAAAUAUACAGGUACAAGUAGACUCACAAGGAGGAACAGUGCACUCUAAAGGAAGAGAGGAUGGGAGAGAAAGUUGGAAAAAUGAAGAGAAGGCAAGAGAAGAAAAAGAACAGGUAACACAGACAGAGCAUGUAAGGUUGAAGAUGCCCAAAUUCAGAAUACCAUCCUUUGGAUGGUCUCCAACAAGGGAGGAAACAGCAGUGAAAAACAGACAAGAAAUGAAGACAUUGGACUAUGAAACACUGGAUGAGGAAAACAUAAAAGAGGCCAUACAGAGAAAACACAGGGACUGUGUAAAAGACAGAGACAAGAGAGAGAAAACAGAAAAUAGAGUGAAAACAAAGACCAUGGAAGUGGAACAAAAAAGUAAUGAAGAAGGAGAGUGUUCAAAAAGAGAAUUAAAUUUCAAGAUGCCCAAGUUCAAGAUGCCAUCCUUCGGAGUGUCGGCGCCUGGCAGGCCCUCCGUGGAGGCCUCGCUGGAGGUGGCGGCGCCCAAGGUGGAGGCGGACGUGGCCCUGCCCUCCGCGCAGGGCGACCUCAAGACCCCUGACCUGAGCAUUCAGCUGCCCUCCGCCGAGCUGGAGGUCAAGGCCGGCCAGGUGGGCGUGAAGCUGCCCGAGGGCCAGCUGCCCGAGGGAGAGCUGCCCGCACAGGCUGCCGCUGGGGCCGGCCUGAAGGGCCACCUGCCCAAGGUGCAGAUGCCCAGCCUGAAGAUGCCCAAGGUGGACCUCAAGGGCCCGCACGUGGACCUGAAGGGCCCCAAAGUGGACGUGAAGGGCCCCAAGGGGGAGCUGAGCGGCCCCGAGGUGGACGUGGCCCUGCCCGGCGUGGAGGUGGACAUCCAGGCCCCGGGUGCCAAGCUGGAGGGGGACCUGGCCCUGGCCGACAAGGACGUGGCCGCCAAAGACAGCAAGUUCAAGAUGCCCAAGUUCAAGAUGCCCUCCUUCGGCGUGUCCGCGCCUGGCAGGCCCUCCGUGGAGGCCUCGCUGGAGGUGGCGGCGCCCAAGGUGGAGGCGGACGUGGCCCUGCCCUCCGCGCAGGGCGACCUCAAGACCCCUGACCUGAGCAUUCAGCUGCCCUCCGCCGAGCUGGAGGUCAAGGCCGGCCAGGUGGGCGUGAAGCUGCCCGAGGGCCAGCUGCCCGAGGGAGAGCUGCCCGCACAGGCUGCCGCUGGGGCCGGCCUGAAGGGCCACCUGCCCAAGGUGCAGAUGCCCAGCCUGAAGAUGCCCAAGGUGGACCUCAAGGGCCCGCACGUGGACCUGAAGGGCCCCAAAGUGGACGUGAAGGGCGCCAAGGGGGAGCUGAGCGGCCCCGAGGUGGACGUGGCCCUGCCCGGCGUGGAGGUGGACAUCCAGGCCCCGGGUGCCAAGCUGGAGGGGGACCUGGCCCUGGCCGACAAGGACGUGGCCGCCAAAGACAGCAAGUUCAAGAUGCCCAAGUUCAAGAUGCCCUCCUUCGGCGUGUCCGCGCCUGGCAGGCCCUCCGUGGAGGCCUCGCUGGAGGUGGCGGCGCCCAAGGUGGAGGCGGACGUGGCCCUGCCCUCCGCGCAGGGCGACCUCAAGACCCCUGACCUGAGCAUUCAGCUGCCCUCCGCCGAGCUGGAGGUCAAGGCCGGCCAGGUGGGCGUGAAGCUGCCCGAGGGCCAGCUGCCCGAGGGAGAGCUGCCCGCACAGGCUGCCGCUGGGGCCGGCCUGAAGGGCCACCUGCCCAAGGUGCAGAUGCCCAGCCUGAAGAUGCCCAAGGAGGACCUCAAGAGCCCGCACGUGGACCUGAAGGGCCCCAAAGUGGACGUGAAGGGCCCCAAGGGGGAGCUGAGAGGCCCCGAGGUGGACGUGGCCCUGCCCGGCGUGGAGGUGGACAUCCAGGCCCCGGGUGCCAAGCUGGAGGGGGACCUGGCCCUGGCCGACAAGGACGUGGCCGCCAAAGACAGCAAGUUCAAGAUGCCCAAGUUCAAGAUGCCCUCCUUCGGCGUGUCCGCGCCUGGCAGGCCCUCCGUGGAGGCCUCGCUGGAGGUGGCGGCGCCCAAGGUGGAGGCGGACGUGGCCCUGCCCUCCGCGCAGGGCGACCUCAAGACCCCUGACCUGAGCAUUCAGCUGGCCUCCGCCGAGCUGGAGGUCAAGGCCGGCCAGGUGGGCGUGAAGCUGCCCGAGGGCCAGCUGCCCGAGGGAGAGCUGCCCGCACAGGCUGCCGCUGGGGCCGGCCUGAAGGGCCACCUGCCCAAGGUGCAGAUGCCCAGCCUGAAGAUGCCCAAGGUGGACCUCAAGGGCCCGCACGUGGACCUGAAGGGCCCCAAAGUGGACGUGAAGGGCGCCAAGGGGGAGCUGAGCGGCCCCGAGGUGGACGUGGCCCUGCCCGGCGUGGAGGUGGACAUCCAGGCCCCGGGUGCCAAGCUGGAGGGGGACCUGGCCCUGGCCGACAAGGACGUGGCCGCCAAAGACAGCAAGUUCAAGAUGCCCAAGUUCAAGAUGCCCUCCUUCGGCGUGUCCGCGCCUGGCAGGCCCUCCGUGGAGGCCUCGCUGGAGGUGGCGGCGCCCAAGGUGGAGGCGGACGUGGCCCUGCCCUCCGCGCAGGGCGACCUCAAGACCCCUGACCUGAGCAUUCAGCUGCCCUCCGCCGAGCUGGAGGUCAAGGCCGGCCAGGUGGGCGUGAAGCUGCCCGAGGGCCAGCUGCCCGAGGGAGAGCUGCCCGCACAGGCUGCCGCUGGGGCCGGCCUGAAGGGCCACCUGCCCAAGGUGCAGAUGCCCAGCCUGAAGAUGCCCAAGGUGGACCUCAAGGGCCCGCACGUGGACCUGAAGGGCCCCAAAGUGGACGUGAAGGGCGCCAAGGGGGAGCUGAGCGGCCCCGAGGUGGACGUGGCCCUGCCCGGCGUGGAGGUGGACAUCCAGGCCCCGGGUGCCAAGCUGGAGGGGGACCUGCUGGAGGGGGACCUGGCCCUGGCCGACAAGGACGUGGCCGCCAAAGACAGCAAGUUCAAGAUGCCCAAGUUCAAGAUGCCCUCCUUCGGCGUGUCCGCGCCUGGCAGGCCCUCCGUGGAGGCCUCGCUGGAGGUGGCGGCGCCCAAGGUGGAGGCGGACGUGGCCCUGCCCUCCGCGCAGGGCGACCUCAAGACCCCUGACCUGAGCAUUCAGCUGCCCUCCGCCGAGCUGGAGGUCAAGGCCGGCCAGGUGGGCGUGAAGCUGCCCGAGGGCCAGCUGCCCGAGGGAGAGCUGCCCGCACAGGCUGCCGCUGGGGCCGGCCUGAAGGGCCACCUGCCCAAGGUGCAGAUGCCCAGCCUGAAGAUGCCCAAGGUGGACCUCAAGGGCCCGCACGUGGACCUGAAGGGCCCCAAAGUGGACGUGAAGGGCGCCAAGGGGGAGCUGAGCGGCCCCGAGGUGGACGUGGCCCUGCCCGGCGUGGAGGUGGACAUCCAGGCCCCGGGUGCCAAGCUGGAGGGGGACCUGGCCCUGGCCGACAAGGACGUGGCCGCCAAAGACAGCAAGUUCAAGAUGCCCAAGUUCAAGAUGCCCUCCUUCGGCGUGUCCGCGCCUGGCAGGCCCUCCGUGGAGGCCUCGCUGGAGGUGGCGGCGCCCAAGGUGGAGGCGGACGUGGCCCUGCCCUCCGCGCAGGGCGACCUCAAGACCCCUGACCUGAGCAUUCAGCUGCCCUCCGCCGAGCUGGAGGUCAAGGCCGGCCAGGUGGGCGUGAAGCUGCCCGAGGGCCAGCUGCCCGAGGGAGAGCUGCCCGCACAGGCUGCCGCUGGGGCCGGCCUGAAGGGCCACCUGCCCAAGGUGCAGAUGCCCAGCCUGAAGAUGCCCAAGGUGGACCUCAAGGGCCCGCACGUGGACCUGAAGGGCCCCAAAGUGGACGUGAAGGGCGCCAAGGGGGAGCUGAGCGGCCCCGAGGUGGACGUGGCCCUGCCCGGCGUGGAGGUGGACAUCCAGGCCCCGGGUGCCAAGCUGGAGGGGGACCUGGCCCUGGCCGACAAGGACGUGGCCGCCAAAGACAGCAAGUUCAAGAUGCCCAAGUUCAAGAUGCCCUCCUUCGGCGUGUCCGCGCCUGGCAGGCCCUCCGUGGAGGCCUCGCUGGAGGUGGCGGCGCCCAAGGUGGAGGCGGACGUGGCCCUGCCCUCCGCGCAGGGCGACCUCAAGACCCCUGACCUGAGCAUUCAGCUGCCCUCCGCCGAGCUGGAGGUCAAGGCCGGCCAGGUGGGCGUGAAGCUGCCCGAGGGCCAGCUGCCCGAGGGAGAGCUGCCCGCACAGGCUGCCGCUGGGGCCGGCCUGAAGGGCCACCUGCCCAAGGUGCAGAUGCCCAGCCUGAAGAUGCCCAAGGUGGACCUCAAGGGCCCGCACGUGGACCUGAAGGGCCCCAAAGUGGACGUGAAGGGCGCCAAGGGGGAGCUGAGCGGCCCCGAGGUGGACGUGGCCCUGCCCGGCGUGGAGGUGGACAUCCAGGCCCCGGGUGCCAAGCUGGAGGGGGACCUGGCCCUGGCCGACAAGGACGUGGCCGCCAAAGACAGCAAGUUCAAGAUGCCCAAGUUCAAGAUGCCCUCCUUCGGCGUGUCCGCGCCUGGCAGGCCCUCCGUGGAGGCCUCGCUGGAGGUGGCGGCGCCCAAGGUGGAGGCGGACGUGGCCCUGCCCUCCGCGCAGGGCGACCUCAAGACCCCUGACCUGAGCAUUCAGCUGCCCUCCGCCGAGCUGGAGGUCAAGGCCGGCCAGGUGGGCGUGAAGCUGCCCGAGGGCCAGCUGCCCGAGGGAGAGCUGCCCGCACAGGCUGCCGCUGGGGCCGGCCUGAAGGGCCACCUGCCCAAGGUGCAGAUGCCCAGCCUGAAGAUGCCCAAGGUGGACCUCAAGGGCCCGCACGUGGACCUGAAGGGCCCCAAAGUGGACGUGAAGGGCGCCAAGGGGGAGCUGAGCGGCCCCGAGGUGGACGUGGCCCUGCCCGGCGUGGAGGUGGACAUCCAGGCCCCGGGUGCCAAGCUGGAGGGGGACCUGGCCCUGGCCGACAAGGACGUGGCCGCCAAAGACAGCAAGUUCAAGAUGCCCAAGUUCAAGAUGCCCUCCUUCGGCGUGUCCGCGCCUGGCAGGCCCUCCGUGGAGGCCUCGCUGGAGGUGGCGGCGCCCAAGGUGGAGGCGGACGUGGCCCUGCCCUCCGCGCAGGGCGACCUCAAGACCCCUGACCUGAGCAUUCAGCUGCCCUCCGCCGAGCUGGAGGUCAAGGCCGGCCAGGUGGGCGUGAAGCUGCCCGAGGGCCAGCUGCCCGAGGGAGAGCUGCCCGCACAGGCUGCCGCUGGGGCCGGCCUGAAGGGCCACCUGCCCAAGGUGCAGAUGCCCAGCCUGAAGAUGCCCAAGGUGGACCUCAAGGGCCCGCACGUGGACCUGAAGGGCCCCAAAGUGGACGUGAAGGGCGCCAAGGGGGAGCUGAGCAUCCCCGAGGUGGACGUGGCCCUGCCCGGCGUGGAGGUGGACAUCCAGGCCCCGGGUGCCAAGCUGGAGGGGGACCUGGCCCUGGCCGACAAGGACGUGGCCGCCAAAGACAGCAAGUUCAAGAUGCCCAAGUUCAAGAUGCCCUCCUUCGGCGUGUCCGCGCCUGGCAGGCCCUCCGUGGAGGCCUCGCUGGAGGUGGCGGCGCCCAAGGUGGAGGCGGACGUGGCCCUGCCCUCCGCGCAGGGCGACCUCAAGACCCCUGACCUGAGCAUUCAGCUGCCCUCCGCCGAGCUGGAGGUCAAGGCCGGCCAGGUGGGCGUGAAGCUGCCCGAGGGCCAGCUGCCCGAGGGAGAGCUGCCCGCACAGGCUGCCGCUGGGGCCGGCCUGAAGGGCCACCUGCCCAAGGUGCAGAUGCCCAGCCUGAAGAUGCCCAAGGUGGACCUCAAGGGCCCGCACGUGGACCUGAAGGGCCCCAAAGUGGACGUGAAGGGCGCCAAGGGGGAGCUGAGCGGCCCCGAGGUGGACGUGGCCCUGCCCGGCGUGGAGGUGGACAUCCAGGCCCCGGGUGCCAAGCUGGAGGGGGACCUGGCCCUGGCCGACAAGGACGUGGCCGCCAAAGACAGCAAGUUCAAGAUGCCCAAGUUCAAGAUGCCCUCCUUCGGCGUGUCCGCGCCUGGCAGGCCCUCCGUGGAGGCCUCGCUGGAGGUGGCGGCGCCCAAGGUGGAGGCGGACGUGGCCCUGCCCUCCGCGCAGGGCGACCUCAAGACCCCUGACCUGAGCAUUCAGCUGCCCUCCGCCGAGCUGGAGGUCAAGGCCGGCCAGGUGGGCGUGAAGCUGCCCGAGGGCCAGCUGCCCGAGGGAGAGCUGCCCGCACAGGCUGCCGCUGGGGCCGGCCUGAAGGGCCACCUGCCCAAGGUGCAGAUGCCCAGCCUGAAGAUGCCCAAGGUGGACCUCAAGGGCCCGCACGUGGACCUGAAGGGCCCCAAAGUGGACGUGAAGGGCGCCAAGGGGGAGCUGAGCAUCCCCGAGGUGGACGUGGCCCUGCCCGGCGUGGAGGUGGACAUCCAGGCCCCGGGUGCCAAGCUGGAGGGGGACCUGGCCCUGGCCGACAAGGACGUGGCCGCCAAAGACAGCAAGUUCAAGAUGCCCAAGUUCAAGAUGCCCUCCUUCGGCGUGUCCGCGCCUGGCAGGCCCUCCGUGGAGGCCUCGCUGGAGGUGGCGGCGCCCAAGGUGGAGGCGGACGUGGCCCUGCCCUCCGCGCAGGGCGACCUCAAGACCCCUGACCUGAGCAUUCAGCUGCCCUCCGCCGAGCUGGAGGUCAAGGCCGGCCAGGUGGGCGUGAAGCUGCCCGAGGGCCAGCUGCCCGAGGGAGAGCUGCCCGCACAGGCUGCCGCUGGGGCCGGCCUGAAGGGCCACCUGCCCAAGGUGCAGAUGCCCAGCCUGAAGAUGCCCAAGGUGGACCUCAAGGGCCCGCACGUGGACCUGAAGGGCCCCAAAGUGGACGUGAAGGGCCCCAAGGGGGAGCUGAGCAUCCCCGAGGUGGACGUGGCCCUGCCCGGCGUGGAGGUGGACAUCCAGGCCCCGGGUGCCAAGCUGGAGGGGGACCUGGCCCUGGCCGACAAGGACGUGGCCGCCAAAGACAGCAAGUUCAAGAUGCCCAAGUUCAAGAUGCCCUCCUUCGGCGUGUCCGCGCCUGGCAGGCCCUCCGUGGAGGCCUCGCUGGAGGUGGCGGCGCCCAAGGUGGAGGCGGACGUGGCCCUGCCCUCCGCGCAGGGCGACCUCAAGACCCCUGACCUGAGCAUUCAGCUGCCCUCCGCCGAGCUGGAGGUCAAGGCCGGCCAGGUGGGCGUGAAGCUGCCCGAGGGCCAGCUGCCCGAGGGAGAGCUGCCCGCACAGGCUGCCGCUGGGGCCGGCCUGAAGGGCCACCUGCCCAAGGUGCAGAUGCCCAGCCUGAAGAUGCCCAAGGUGGACCUCAAGGGCCCGCACGUGGACCUGAAGGGCCCCAAAGUGGACGUGAAGGGCGCCAAGGGGGAGCUGAGCGGCCCCGAGGUGGACGUGGCCCUGCCCGGCGUGGAGGUGGACAUCCAGGCCCCGGGUGCCAAGCUGGAGGGGGACCUGGCCCUGGCCGACAAGGACGUGGCCGCCAAAGACAGCAAGUUCAAGAUGCCCAAGUUCAAGAUGCCCUCCUUCGGCGUGUCCGCGCCUGGCAGGCCCUCCGUGGAGGCCUCGCUGGAGGUGGCGGCGCCCAAGGUGGAGGCGGACGUGGCCCUGCCCUCCGCGCAGGGCGACCUCAAGACCCCUGACCUGAGCAUUCAGCUGCCCUCCGCCGAGCUGGAGGUCAAGGCCGGCCAGGUGGGCGUGAAGCUGCCCGAGGGCCAGCUGCCCGAGGGAGAGCUGCCCGCACAGGCUGCCGCUGGGGCCGGCCUGAAGGGCCACCUGCCCAAGGUGCAGAUGCCCAGCCUGAAGAUGCCCAAGGUGGACCUCAAGGGCCCGCACGUGGACCUGAAGGGCCCCAAAGUGGACGUGAAGGGCCCCAAGGGGGAGCUGAGCAUCCCCGAGGUGGACGUGGCCCUGCCCGGCGUGGAGGUGGACAUCCAGGCCCCGGGUGCCAAGCUGGAGGGGGACCUGGCCCUGGCCGACAAGGACGUGGCCGCCAAAGACAGCAAGUUCAAGAUGCCCAAGUUCAAGAUGCCCUCCUUCGGCGUGUCCGCGCCUGGCAGGCCCUCCGUGGAGGCCUCGCUGGAGGUGGCGGCGCCCAAGGUGGAGGCGGACGUGGCCCUGCCCUCCGCGCAGGGCGACCUCAAGACCCCUGACCUGAGCAUUCAGCUGCCCUCCGCCGAGCUGGAGGUCAAGGCCGGCCAGGUGGGCGUGAAGCUGCCCGAGGGCCAGCUGCCCGAGGGAGAGCUGCCCGCACAGGCUGCCGCUGGGGCCGGCCUGAAGGGCCACCUGCCCAAGGUGCAGAUGCCCAGCCUGAAGAUGCCCAAGGUGGACCUCAAGGGCCCGCACGUGGACCUGAAGGGCCCCAAAGUGGACGUGAAGGGCGCCAAGGGGGAGCUGAGCGGCCCCGAGGUGGACGUGGCCCUGCCCGGCGUGGAGGUGGACAUCCAGGCCCCGGGUGCCAAGCUGGAGGGGGACCUGGCCCUGGCCGACAAGGACGUGGCCGCCAAAGACAGCAAGUUCAAGAUGCCCAAGUUCAAGAUGCCCUCCUUCGGCGUGUCCGCGCCUGGCAGGCCCUCCGUGGAGGCCUCGCUGGAGGUGGCGGCGCCCAAGGUGGAGGCGGACGUGGCCCUGCCCUCCGCGCAGGGCGACCUCAAGACCCCUGACCUGAGCAUUCAGCUGCCCUCCGCCGAGCUGGAGGUCAAGGCCGGCCAGGUGGGCGUGAAGCUGCCCGAGGGCCAGCUGCCCGAGGGAGAGCUGCCCGCACAGGCUGCCGCUGGGGCCGGCCUGAAGGGCCACCUGCCCAAGGUGCAGAUGCCCAGCCUGAAGAUGCCCAAGGUGGACCUCAAGGGCCCGCACGUGGACCUGAAGGGCCCCAAAGUGGACGUGAAGGGCGCCAAGGGGGAGCUGAGCGGCCCCGAGGUGGACGUGGCCCUGCCCGGCGUGGAGGUGGACAUCCAGGCCCCGGGUGCCAAGCUGGAGGGGGACCUGGCCCUGGCCGACAAGGACGUGGCCGCCAAAGACAGCAAGUUCAAGAUGCCCAAGUUCAAGAUGCCCUCCUUCGGCGUGUCCGCGCCUGGCAGGCCCUCCGUGGAGGCCUCGCUGGAGGUGGCGGCGCCCAAGGUGGAGGCGGACGUGGCCCUGCCCUCCGCGCAGGGCGACCUCAAGACCCCUGACCUGAGCAUUCAGCUGCCCUCCGCCGAGCUGGAGGUCAAGGCCGGCCAGGUGGGCGUGAAGCUGCCCGAGGGCCAGCUGCCCGAGGGAGAGCUGCCCGCACAGGCUGCCGCUGGGGCCGGCCUGAAGGGCCACCUGCCCAAGGUGCAGAUGCCCAGCCUGAAGAUGCCCAAGGUGGACCUCAAGGGCCCGCACGUGGACCUGAAGGGCCCCAAAGUGGACGUGAAGGGCCCCAAGGGGGAGCUGAGCGGCCCCGAGGUGGACGUGGCCCUGCCCGGCGUGGAGGUGGACAUCCAGGCCCCGGGUGCCAAGCUGGAGGGGGACCUGGCCCUGGCCGACAAGGACGUGGCCGCCAAAGACAGCAAGUUCAAGAUGCCCAAGUUCAAGAUGCCCUCCUUCGGCGUGUCCGCGCCUGGCAGGCCCUCCGUGGAGGCCUCGCUGGAGGUGGCGGCGCCCAAGGUGGAGGCGGACGUGGCCCUGCCCUCCGCGCAGGGCGACCUCAAGACCCCUGACCUGAGCAUUCAGCUGCCCUCCGCCGAGCUGGAGGUCAAGGCCGGCCAGGUGGGCGUGAAGCUGCCCGAGGGCCAGCUGCCCGAGGGAGAGCUGCCCGCACAGGCUGCCGCUGGGGCCGGCCUGAAGGGCCACCUGCCCAAGGUGCAGAUGCCCAGCCUGAAGAUGCCCAAGGUGGACCUCAAGGGCCCGCACGUGGACCUGAAGGGCCCCAAAGUGGACGUGAAGGGCGCCAAGGGGGAGCUGAGCGGCCCCGAGGUGGACGUGGCCCUGCCCGGCGUGGAGGUGGACAUCCAGGCCCCGGGUGCCAAGCUGGAGGGGGACCUGGCCCUGGCCGACAAGGACGUGGCCGCCAAAGACAGCAAGUUCAAGAUGCCCAAGUUCAAGAUGCCCUCCUUCGGCGUGUCCGCGCCUGGCAGGCCCUCCGUGGAGGCCUCGCUGGAGGUGGCGGCGCCCAAGGUGGAGGCGGACGUGGCCCUGCCCUCCGCGCAGGGCGACCUCAAGACCCCUGACCUGAGCAUUCAGCUGCCCUCCGCCGAGCUGGAGGUCAAGGCCGGCCAGGUGGGCGUGAAGCUGCCCGAGGGCCAGCUGCCCGAGGGAGAGCUGCCCGCACAGGCUGCCGCUGGGGCCGGCCUGAAGGGCCACCUGCCCAAGGUGCAGAUGCCCAGCCUGAAGAUGCCCAAGGUGGACCUCAAGGGCCCGCACGUGGACCUGAAGGGCCCCAAAGUGGACGUGAAGGGCGCCAAGGGGGAGCUGAGCGGCCCCGAGGUGGACGUGGCCCUGCCCGGCGUGGAGGUGGACAUCCAGGCCCCGGGUGCCAAGCUGGAGGGGGACCUGGCCCUGGCCGACAAGGACGUGGCCGCCAAAGACAGCAAGUUCAAGAUGCCCAAGUUCAAGAUGCCCUCCUUCGGCGUGUCCGCGCCUGGCAGGCCCUCCGUGGAGGCCUCGCUGGAGGUGGCGGCGCCCAAGGUGGAGGCGGACGUGGCCCUGCCCUCCGCGCAGGGCGACCUCAAGACCCCUGACCUGAGCAUUCAGCUGCCCUCCGCCGAGCUGGAGGUCAAGGCCGGCCAGGUGGGCGUGAAGCUGCCCGAGGGCCAGCUGCCCGAGGGAGAGCUGCCCGCACAGGCUGCCGCUGGGGCCGGCCUGAAGGGCCACCUGCCCAAGGUGCAGAUGCCCAGCCUGAAGAUGCCCAAGGUGGACCUCAAGGGCCCGCACGUGGACCUGAAGGGCCCCAAAGUGGACGUGAAGGGCCCCAAGGGGGAGCUGAGCAUCCCCGAGGUGGACGUGGCCCUGCCCGGCGUGGAGGUGGACAUCCAGGCCCCGGGUGCCAAGCUGGAGGGGGACCUGCUGGAGGGGGACCUGGCCCUGGCCGACAAGGACGUGGCCGCCAAAGACAGCAAGUUCAAGAUGCCCAAGUUCAAGAUGCCCUCCUUCGGCGUGUCCGCGCCUGGCAGGCCCUCCGUGGAGGCCUCGCUGGAGGUGGCGGCGCCCAAGGUGGAGGCGGACGUGGCCCUGCCCUCCGCGCAGGGCGACCUCAAGACCCCUGACCUGAGCAUUCAGCUGCCCUCCGCCGAGCUGGAGGUCAAGGCCGGCCAGGUGGGCGUGAAGCUGCCCGAGGGCCAGCUGCCCGAGGGAGAGCUGCCCGCACAGGCUGCCGCUGGGGCCGGCCUGAAGGGCCACCUGCCCAAGGUGCAGAUGCCCAGCCUGAAGAUGCCCAAGGUGGACCUCAAGGGCCCGCACGUGGACCUGAAGGGCCCCAAAGUGGACGUGAAGGGCGCCAAGGGGGAGCUGAGCGGCCCCGAGGUGGACGUGGCCCUGCCCGGCGUGGAGGUGGACAUCCAGGCCCCGGGUGCCAAGCUGGAGGGGGACCUGGCCCUGGCCGACAAGGACGUGGCCGCCAAAGACAGCAAGUUCAAGAUGCCCAAGUUCAAGAUGCCCUCCUUCGGCGUGUCCGCGCCUGGCAGGCCCUCCGUGGAGGCCUCGCUGGAGGUGGCGGCGCCCAAGGUGGAGGCGGACGUGGCCCUGCCCUCCGCGCAGGGCGACCUCAAGACCCCUGACCUGAGCAUUCAGCUGCCCUCCGCCGAGCUGGAGGUCAAGGCCGGCCAGGUGGGCGUGAAGCUGCCCGAGGGCCAGCUGCCCGAGGGAGAGCUGCCCGCACAGGCUGCCGCUGGGGCCGGCCUGAAGGGCCACCUGCCCAAGGUGCAGAUGCCCAGCCUGAAGAUGCCCAAGGUGGACCUCAAGGGCCCGCACGUGGACCUGAAGGGCCCCAAAGUGGACGUGAAGGGCGCCAAGGGGGAGCUGAGCGGCCCCGAGGUGGACGUGGCCCUGCCCGGCGUGGAGGUGGACAUCCAGGCCCCGGGUGCCAAGCUGGAGGGGGACCUGGCCCUGGCCGACAAGGACGUGGCCGCCAAAGACAGCAAGUUCAAGAUGCCCAAGUUCAAGAUGCCCUCCUUCGGCGUGUCCGCGCCUGGCAGGCCCUCCGUGGAGGCCUCGCUGGAGGUGGCGGCGCCCAAGGUGGAGGCGGACGUGGCCCUGCCCUCCGCGCAGGGCGACCUCAAGACCCCUGACCUGAGCAUUCAGCUGCCCUCCGCCGAGCUGGAGGUCAAGGCCGGCCAGGUGGGCGUGAAGCUGCCCGAGGGCCAGCUGCCCGAGGGAGAGCUGCCCGCACAGGCUGCCGCUGGGGCCGGCCUGAAGGGCCACCUGCCCAAGGUGCAGAUGCCCAGCCUGAAGAUGCCCAAGGUGGACCUCAAGGGCCCGCACGUGGACCUGAAGGGCCCCAAAGUGGACGUGAAGGGCCCCAAGGGGGAGCUGAGCGGCCCCGAGGUGGACGUGGCCCUGCCCGGCGUGGAGGUGGACAUCCAGGCCCCGGGUGCCAAGCUGGAGGGGGACCUGGCCCUGGCCGACAAGGACGUGGCCGCCAAAGACAGCAAGUUCAAGAUGCCCAAGUUCAAGAUGCCCUCCUUCGGCGUGUCCGCGCCUGGCAGGCCCUCCGUGGAGGCCUCGCUGGAGGUGGCGGCGCCCAAGGUGGAGGCGGACGUGGCCCUGCCCUCCGCGCAGGGCGACCUCAAGACCCCUGACCUGAGCAUUCAGCUGCCCUCCGCCGAGCUGGAGGUCAAGGCCGGCCAGGUGGGCGUGAAGCUGCCCGAGGGCCAGCUGCCCGAGGGAGAGCUGCCCGCACAGGCUGCCGCUGGGGCCGGCCUGAAGGGCCACCUGCCCAAGGUGCAGAUGCCCAGCCUGAAGAUGCCCAAGGUGGACCUCAAGGGCCCGCACGUGGACCUGAAGGGCCCCAAAGUGGACGUGAAGGGCCCCAAGGGCGAGCUGAGCGGACCCGAGGUGGACGUGGCCCUGCCCGGCGUGGAGGUGGACAUCCAGGCCCCGGGUGCCAAGCUGGAGGGGGACCUGGCCCUGGCCGACAAGGACGUGGCCGCCAAAGACAGCAAGUUCAAGAUGCCCAAGUUCAAGAUGCCCUCCUUCGGCGUGUCCGCGCCUGGCAGGCCCUCCGUGGAGGCCUCGCUGGAGGUGGCGGCGCCCAAGGUGGAGGCGGACGUGGCCCUGCCCUCCGCGCAGGGCGACCUCAAGACCCCUGACCUGAGCAUUCAGCUGCCCUCCGCCGAGCUGGAGGUCAAGGCCGGCCAGGUGGGCGUGAAGCUGCCCGAGGGCCAGCUGCCCGAGGGAGAGCUGCCCGCACAGGCUGCCGCUGGGGCCGGCCUGAAGGGCCACCUGCCCAAGGUGCAGAUGCCCAGCCUGAAGAUGCCCAAGGUGGACCUCAAGGGCCCGCACGUGGACCUGAAGGGCCCCAAAGUGGACGUGAAGGGCCCCAAGGGGGAGCUGAGCAUCCCCGAGGUGGACGUGGCCCUGCCCGGCGUGGAGGUGGACAUCCAGGCCCCGGGUGCCAAGCUGGAGGGGGACCUGGCCCUGGCCGACAAGGACGUGGCCGCCAAAGACAGCAAGUUCAAGAUGCCCAAGUUCAAGAUGCCCUCCUUCGGCGUGUCCGCGCCUGGCAGGCCCUCCGUGGAGGCCUCGCUGGAGGUGGCGGCGCCCAAGGUGGAGGCGGACGUGGCCCUGCCCUCCGCGCAGGGCGACCUCAAGACCCCUGACCUGAGCAUUCAGCUGCCCUCCGCCGAGCUGGAGGUCAAGGCCGGCCAGGUGGGCGUGAAGCUGCCCGAGGGCCAGCUGCCCGAGGGAGAGCUGCCCGCACAGGCUGCCGCUGGGGCCGGCCUGAAGGGCCACCUGCCCAAGGUGCAGAUGCCCAGCCUGAAGAUGCCCAAGGUGGACCUCAAGGGCCCGCACGUGGACCUGAAGGGCCCCAAAGUGGACGUGAAGGGCGCCAAGGGGGAGCUGAGCGGCCCCGAGGUGGACGUGGCCCUGCCCGGCGUGGAGGUGGACAUCCAGGCCCCGGGUGCCAAGCUGGAGGGGGACCUGGCCCUGGCCGACAAGGACGUGGCCGCCAAAGACAGCAAGUUCAAGAUGCCCAAGUUCAAGAUGCCCUCCUUCGGCGUGUCCGCGCCUGGCAGGCCCUCCGUGGAGGCCUCGCUGGAGGUGGCGGCGCCCAAGGUGGAGGCGGACGUGGCCCUGCCCUCCGCGCAGGGCGACCUCAAGACCCCUGACCUGAGCAUUCAGCUGCCCUCCGCCGAGCUGGAGGUCAAGGCCGGCCAGGUGGGCGUGAAGCUGCCCGAGGGCCAGCUGCCCGAGGGAGAGCUGCCCGCACAGGCUGCCGCUGGGGCCGGCCUGAAGGGCCACCUGCCCAAGGUGCAGAUGCCCAGCCUGAAGAUGCCCAAGGUGGACCUCACGGGCCCGCACGUGGACCUGAAGGGCCCCAAAGUGGACGUGAAGGGUCCCACGGGAGAGCUGAGCAGCCCUGAGUUUGAGGUAUCCCUGUCUAGUGUUCGUUCACCUGUUUGUCCUUCCUCAGGUAACUUUGUUCAGUCUCAUGACUCUUUUGAUCAUUCUGUUACCUCUUUUAAAGCUCAGAUUUUGUUUCCUAAGUUCUAUAAACCCAAAUUUGUAGUUUCCCUUCCAUCAUCAGCAGAACAUGAUUUGUCUCUGUCUGAGCAUGGUGUUCCUUCCUCCUCUAGUCCUCUUGCAGUGUCCAAUUCUUUAGGCUCCCUAGUUCCAUCUUCAGAUCCCCCUGUUUCUCCUGCUUUGGAUGAAUCCUCCAUUGACUUUGCCAUGACAUCGCCAGUUGAAGGAUCUGAUCAUGAAGGAAAGGGAAGUUCCUUCAAAUUACCACGCAUCAAACUCCCUCCAUUCAACUGGUCCCCAAAAAAGGAAGGAGGGUCUGCAAGUGAUUCUGAGUCCCUUCAGGUGGACCCCGUAACUGGUUUAGGUUUCUCUAUGAUUGAAACGGACACUCAGGUUGGGACCUGUGCUUACCCAGUGGAGUCACACCAGCCUGCAUCUGUCGAGAAGGAAACAGAGAAGGGAAGAACCCGGAAACUGAGCUUUUCCAUGCCACGACUUGCACUACCCAAGAUAAAGGGUUCUAAGGGGCGGGCUGGCCUGCUCCAUGGAGAUGUGAAGCCUUCACUUACUGGUACCACAGCUGGAGUUGACUUGGUAGUCAUAGAAACCACUGUCAGUGACACGCAUGUUGGGAGCACUCAUUCAACAGAUGUCAGUACAGAGCCCUGUGUCAUCUCCCCCUCCAUGACAGCAGGGGUGACUGACCUGGAUGUCAGAGGUGACAGCAAGAGUCAUAUGUUUGUGGGUGUGUCUGCAAGUGAGCCCCUUGGGGAACUGACAGCAUCUAUAACUGGAGACCUGCAGCCAUCCUGUAGACAAAGAGAUAAUGCCUCCACCACGGAAAGCCCUGAGAUGGAUCCCACAGCAAAGGAGAUGUCAACAGGCUCGCAUGAGCGCUGGUUCAAAAUGCCCAAGUUCCGAGUUCCUGGUUUUAGGCGCUCUUCAUCCAAGGAGCGAGAUGGGGCUGGAGAAGAGGAAGCUACUCAGACACAGACUCCUGGUGUCAGCAUACCCUCAGAGGCAGAAGUGGCAGUACCCACUGUGCAACUGUCCCACGUGCCUGAGCCGAAGGUAGGAGCACAUGUCUCCCUGGGGUCCCCAGAGGAAGGGACCAGUGUGAAGACCCCAGAAAGCCCGACGUAUGCAGAUGUUGUAAAACGUGAUCUCCGUGGAACAGGCUCUAGGCUGCACAGCUCCAUUGCUGGGAUGUCCGAGACACGUCUGUCCACCCCUGAGUUAGGGAACCAUCCAGCUAAGGACUCCUUCUCCCUUGAGAUGUCUGGUGUGAGAGUCUCAGAACCCCAACUUCCUCCAGAAGGAAUAGGAGGAAACAUUCUUGCUGAGGCAGAGGCUGGAACAGGAAGCAGGCCUUCCCAGCCGCAAGGGCCUCUGAGGCUGAAGGCUUCCCUCACUGAGAUGCCAUCCCAGGUCUCUGUGGUGAGCACAAGUCAGCUCUGGGAGGAUUCUGUGUUGACUGUAACAUUCCCCAAACUAAAGGUGCCCAAGUUCUCCUUCCAAGCCUCCAGCUCCGAGGCUGAUGUAUUCUUCCCUGUGGUGAGGGAGGUGCAAUGUACAGAGGCCAGCAUUGGCAGUACCGUACAUGAAGACAGCCCUGGGCUUUGGGAAGCUAGCAUUCUAAAAACAGGAGCUGAGGAUGCCAGAGCGCCACCAGCAAGCCUUGAGCAGUCCUUGGAAGCAUCCCCAAUUUCUAAGGUCAGAGUGCACAUUCAGGGGUCUCAAGGCGAGAGUCAAGAAGUCAUGAUCUGCAGCAGGGUGGAACGAGAGGGUGCGGAUUCCUCAGCACACGGAGCCUUUUCCACUCAGAUUGUGCGGGAGUCAGAGAUUCCUGCUUCUACAGUUCAGACUCCUUCUUAUGGGUUUUCUUUGCUGAAAGUGAAAAUCCCAGAAACCCCUGUGCAGCCUAGUGUGUAUACUGUGGCUCCCGACUCGCAGGUGCAAGAGGGCUUGGGUAGAGUUCCCCUGCCAGCUGCUGGCGAUAUCCCUCCUGAUGCCGGCGAACCAUUUGAAAUGAUCUCUUCCAGUGUUGGCAUGCCACCACUGUCACCUGAGGUGCCCCCUGGGCCCCAGCUUGCAGACAGCACCUCUGAUGAAGAGCCAGCCGAGAUUCUUGAAUUUCCCGAGGACAGCCAGGAGGUAAAGACCCCUGAGAUGGCUACAAAACAGAAGUCAGAAGGUAAAAAGGCCAGCCUGUUGUGGUCCUGGCUUCCAAGCAUUGGCUUCUCCUCUGUGGAAGAGACGGCUGCUGAUUCCAGAGACACCGCCCAAAGACCUGCUCCAGUCCACGUGCAGCCUGCAGCUCGGCUGGACCCUGACCUGCCCAGGAAACAGGAGAAGGCAGGCUGGUUCCGGUUUCCCAAGUUAGGAUUCUCCUCUUCGCCCACCAAGAAGAGCAGAAGCACUGAAGGUGAGGAAGGGCACGCAGAGCAGAGACCCCAGGAAGAAGCUAUCACCUUUUUUGAUGCUCGAGAAAGCUUCUCUCCCGAAGAGGAGGAGGAGGAGGAAGCCGAGACAGAGGUGACAAAUGCCAGGCCCGGUUCCAGAGCGAUGGUGGCGUCCUCUGCAAGAACAGAACUAGUACUGUUGGAACAGACUGAAGACACCGUUGACAAAUCUGCAUCCAGGCCUGUGGCCAAGUGAGGGCCAGAGGUCAGAGUCAGUGCAAGUGACAAGCUAAGCUAAAAGCCAGGGGCUGGGCACCGCGAAAGCAACCUCCCCUGGAAUACAUGUUGUCCACCUUGAUCCACAGACUUGAAACCAGCGCAGAAAUGAAUAGUGCGUCUGUCACAUCACACAGCCCUCCUGUACGAAACCGAAAAUAACGCUAGUUGCUUCCGAGCCUCGGAAGCCACGAAGGCAGCAAGUUACAGCUGGAGAGCUCCGCUGGCCUUUGUGGGGUAAGUCGCAAGAGGCCACCCAAUGCCGAGAGAGCACCAUUGCCUCGGCCGUUCCCAUGUCUGUGAGUUGAAGCAGCUUUGGGUGUGAUCUCUGCCCCACUGUUGCUGUUUCCUGGUGAGUUCGGUUUUCCUGUCAGGCAGAAUAUGGUGCGUCCUGGGAAAGCCCCUUGCCUUCUUGCUCAUGAACUUCCUCCUUUGUUGACUGUUUCACUAAUGGCAAGCUUUGGGACGGUGACUGUGAUGACGUUCACCCAGCCGUCUCUCUCCACUCCACGCCGCUGCUGCCUCGCAGCCAAACUCCGGACAAUUACGUUACAUUUUCAGCGCCCCAUGCAUUCUCCUCACACAAGAUAAGUCACGUAGUUUCUUUUAGGCUAGUAUGUGUAGCAGAAGGGUUUGACCGGUGGCUGACUGCGCUCAGUGAUAACCGUGGGUUACCCAGUACGUCGCGGACGCGGGGUUGCUGUUAGCGUCCUAUUGGUAUGUGUCUCUCUGUCUACCUGUCUGCCGGUGUCGACCCUUUUCCCAGCUGUGUACGAGCCCUUUGCUCUGGCUCCUGAGCACCUCAUGAACUGAUUGCAGCCUACACAGACAGUCCCAUUCAGCCACCCCCUGCUGAGCAAUAAAAGGAAUGAUGCACCCAGUG
Peromyscus californicus insignis is the source of this 25652-nucleotide messenger RNA. RefSeq names its product AHNAK nucleoprotein 2 (gene Ahnak2). The transcript has 9 exons. NCBI's taxonomy places the organism in Eukaryota, Metazoa, Chordata, Mammalia, Rodentia, Cricetidae. The coding region runs from base 5880 to 24749 and encodes 6289 amino acids. The record is from RefSeq and is a predicted model, not a curated record. Gene Ontology annotation, cellular component: costamere; cytoplasm; nucleus. Gene Ontology annotation, molecular function: protein binding. Gene Ontology annotation, biological process: regulation of RNA splicing.